AUGGCUACACAAGAAGAGCUCGCGAUGCUUUUCGCUCGUAACCUUUCCCUCCACAACCCUCCUCCCGCUGCCCCCGUAGAAGAGCCAAAGGAAGUUGAACCAACAUACACAUACUCAAUUUCUCAACACUAUACCCAUUCCGCACAUGUUGCUAAGCAAGCAUCCAGACCUGCUUCCGAACCACCUCAAACAGAUCAACUUACAGUAGAUAUUAUACUUGCCAGACAUGGUGUCGAUUCUUCUUCUUUAUACCCUACCCAAAUCGAACUUUUCAAAACUGCAGAUGCUACUCAGCAGAUGCGAUUGAUUGAGUUAUGGAGAAUCUGCCCACCAUACAACGGAGGGCAUGCGUUGGCACAAGACCUGUGGACUGGUCCUUCUACUAGCCUUGAGCAGGAAGAGUCCAUGGCCAAGCUGAGAUACGAACGUCAAAUGAUGGAAGAAAGAAUGUCUCGAACCCAAGAUUCAAGUAUGGAUGAUGAUACUAUGAGUGAUGGUAGUAGCCAUGCUCCAUUGACACCAAUCCAAGGUGGAGAUGCCCGUUGGAAUCAUGUUGAGCAUGUUGAACCUUACAUGGCGUCUGGCUAUGAACUUUUAGCUGCACGAGAAUAUGAACAAUCGACUGGUCGUUCAAAGGAUGUUUACUCGCACUUUGGAUCGGCAGUUGGUGGACCUCAAUACAAACAGUCUACAGACCCAGUCUAUAACAAUGUCGAAGCCGUUCAUGGAUACCCAAAUGUUGAAGCGAUGGAGAACCAGUAUGGAGCAUUUCAGAAUUAUCAGUUUGGUGGAUACACAAAUGGAGGCGAAGACGAGGAGAUGUUGUAAAUAAGAAUACGUUUUACUCUAGGUAGCUAUAGUUAGCACUUCUGUAGAGAUGAUCAUAUCAGGCAUGGAAUAUGGGGAAAGUUAUUAUUGUUC
This is a messenger RNA of Botrytis fragariae, 921 nucleotides long. RefSeq lists its product as uncharacterized. The transcript has 2 exons. The record is from RefSeq and is a predicted model, not a curated record. Bases 1 to 828 code for a protein of 275 amino acids. Lineage: Eukaryota; Fungi; Ascomycota; Leotiomycetes; Helotiales; Sclerotiniaceae.